Molecule: messenger RNA, 558 nt
Organism: Closterium sp. NIES-65
Lineage: Eukaryota; Viridiplantae; Streptophyta; Zygnematophyceae; Desmidiales; Closteriaceae
Source: the annotation of a GenBank genome assembly
GCGUCGGAGAAGAAGGCAAGCAACCCGAUGCGGGAGAUCAAGGUGCAGAAGCUCGUGCUCAACAUUUGCGUCGGAGAGAGCGGCGAUCGCCUCACGCGCGCUGCCAAGGUGCUGGAGCAGCUGAGCGUCAAGUGCCCGUCUUCCUCCAAGGUUCCGCUCGCCCGUUUUCUCUCCCCCCCUCCCCCAUCCGCUCCCUUCCCCAGACGCCGUCGCGCUACACGGUGCGGUCGUUUCGGCAUUCGGCGUAACGAGAAGAUCGCGUGCUACGUGACAGUUCGCGGCGAGAAGGCGCUGCAGCUCAUUGAGAGCGGACUCAAGGUGAAGGAGUUUGAGUUGCUUCGCCGCAACUUCAGCGCCACUGGCUGCUUUGGGUUUGGAAUUCAGGAGCACAUUGACCUGGGAAUCAAGUAUGACCCGUCCACUGGCAUUUACGGAAUGGACUUCUUUGUUGUGCUCGAGCGCCCCGGCUACCGCGUGUCGCGCCGACGGCGGGGCCAAGUGCCGCGUGGGCAUUCAGCACCGCGUGACCAAGGAGGAUGCGAUGAAGUGGUUCCAUAA